CCGGUUAAAAAGGUCACCGCUCGCCACCGUCUAAAGUUUAGACUCUAAACGUUUCGCAAAAGAUAGCGAUGGACAUACUUAUAAUGCUCACUGUUUUUUCUGGCCUGUGCGUCAGUGGUUUGACAGAAAAGCAGGAAUCAAAGUGCACUUGUCUUUCAAGGAAUGUUGCUCUUGGAGCAGAAGCAGUCCAAUCUUCAACACCCAGUGAAUCUGGAGUUGCCCAAAAUGCAGUCGAUGGCAAUAGUGAGUCAAAUUACAUGCUCAGGUCCUGCACUCACACUGCAGAGGAGAAAGACCCCUGGUGGAGAGUUGACCUGCAGCAAACCUACAGUGUAACCAGAGUUAUCAUCACUAAUCGAGGAGACUGUUGUGAAGAGAGGAUAGUUGGUGCUCAGAUCCGCAUCGGCAACAGCCUGGAAAAUAAUGGCAACAACAAUAAGCUGGCUGCAACUGUUGGACACAUUCCACCUGGAGGCACAGAAACAUUUGAGUUUAAGCCUAUUGAAGGGCGAUAUGUCAACAUUUUUCUACCUGGGGACAAUAAAAUACUCACACUGUGUGAAGUUGAGGUAUUUUCAGAAAAGGAGAAAACAACUUGCACCUGUCUUCCAAGGAAUGUUGCUCUUGGAGCAGAAGCAGUCCAAUCUUCAACACCCAGUGAAUCUGGAGCUGCCCAAAAUGCAGUCGAUGGCAAUAGUGAGUCAAAUUACAUGCUCAGGUCCUGCACUCACACUGCAGAGGAGAAAGACCCCUGGUGGAGAGUUGACCUGCAGCAAACCUACAAGGUAACCAGGGUUAGCAUCACUAAUCGUGGAGACUGUUGUGAAGAGAGGAUAGAAGGUGCUCAGAUCCUCAUCGGCAACAGCCUGGAAAAUAAUGGAAACACAAAUGUGCUGGCUGCAACUGUUGGACCCAUUCCAUUGGGAGGCACAGAAACAUUUGAGUUUAAGCCUAUUGAAGGGCGAUAUGUCAACAUUUUUCUACCUGGGGACAAUAAAAUACUCACACUGUGUGAAGUUGAGGUAUUUUCAGGGAAUGUUGCUCUUAAAGCCAAAGCUGCCCAAUCUUCAACACCCAGUGAAUCUGGAGCUGCCCAAAAUGCAGUCGAUGGCAAUAGUGAAUCAAAUUACAUACUUGGGUCCUGCACUCACACUGCAGAGGAGAAAGACCCCUGGUGGAGAGUUGAUCUGAAGGAAGUGCACAAGGUAACCAGGGUUAGCAUCACUAAUCGAGGAGACUGUUGUGAAGAGCGGCUAGUUGGUGCUCAGAUCCGUAUCGGCAACAGCCUGGAAAACAAUGGCAACAACAAUGUAUGGGUUACAACUGUUGGCCUCAUCCCACCUGGAGGCACAGAAACAUUUGAGUUUAUUCCUGUUAAGGGGAGAUAUGUCAACAUUUUUCUACCUGGGGAGAAUAAACUGCUUACGCUGUGUGAGGUUCAGAUAUUUGCAGACUAAGUGGAGCAAGAUUAAGUUGCAGUAUACUGCAGUCAGCUGAUCUCAGAAGGGAAAAAAGACCUAAGCAUUUUCUAUGCUAAUAUUGCAUAAACUUAUUUUCAUGAAGAAUGACUAAAAUAUUUCAUGUUGUAUGUAGCCUCCUCCUGCAUACACCUGCAAUUUUAAAUGCGAUAUUAAUGAUUUAGUUUUAUUCCUCAAUGCUUAUGUUAUGCCACUGCUUGAUUAUUGUUAGGAAUAAAAACACAGGCAUGCACAAUUGGUUGUAGUCUGUUUGAUGAAUACUACAGCUACAUGAUAUAAAAGGUAGGCUACGGAAAACCAUAAAUCAAAUAAACAUUCAAAUUUAAUUUAAGAAGCUGGGUAAUCUGGUUGCAAGUAAAAGGGUACAGGGGUUACAGACUAAAUGCUGGUUUAGUUAUUAUAAGCUUAUAUUUCCUAUGCAUUAAAGAAAAAAAUAUUUGUUGGACCAUUAUUUCUUACAAUAGAAAUAAUGAGGCCAAUGAUGUUGACAUUUUUUAGGCUACUGUAAGUUACACUACAUAAAACAUAACACAAAUGGACAGUAAAUGCAGUAAUCACAAAACAAUAAUUUUCUUUAUCCACCUGAGCUACAGUGCAUAAUUUACUCAAUGAUCCUUCCAAGAUGGCUCCUUCAGUUUUUGUGUCUUAAAGCUUGAAUUAUUUGAAUGUUGUGAUUUCUUUGACAAGAGGAGUGAACUACAACCUUGUCCAUUUUAGGUAAGCAUAAUCUUAUAUGCACACUGAGUGAAAAUAUCAAGAUUUGGGAUGUCUAUACACAGCAAAUGAAGGCUGAAUCUCAGU
Molecule: messenger RNA, 2279 nt
Organism: Onychostoma macrolepis
Lineage: Eukaryota; Metazoa; Chordata; Actinopteri; Cypriniformes; Cyprinidae
Exons: 10
Coding region: 69-1457 (462 amino acids)
Source: RefSeq, a predicted model, not a curated record